CAGCUGUUGUGGCCAAGAUGGCGCUCAACCUGACGGAGCCGGAGGUUCCUCUGGACACCGACCGAGCCGGGGACCCGGGAGAAUGUGCCCUUCGGCGCUGCAGAGGAAGACCCCGGCUCACGGACACGGACCGGGCCCAGAGGCGUCUCGAGUCCCGGAAGAAGUACGACGUCCGGAGGGUUUAUCUGGGGGAGUCCCACAAGCUGUGGAGCGAGCUCCGCAGACGGACCCGACUCAGUGACGCGGGGCUGGCGGAGUAUCUGAUCCUGCUCGACUCCACGUGUGGGGACAAGUACCAGGAGACACACCGCGGGAAGAAGAUUGUUCCAGAAGUCUCAGUGAAACAGAAGAAAGGCAGGAAGCUCUGUGUGUCCAGCCUGCAGAGCCUGGUGUGCUGGUACCAGGAGCACUCCCACUCCUGCCCUCACGAGCCCCAGCUCAAGACUCUGGAGCUGCAGCCCAACUUCUCCACCGCCGCCGCCUGGCAGUGUGACGCCCACCACUCCUUUGUGCAGUACCUCUUCUCACCACCGAGGGAGGCAAGUGACUCUGAACGAGAGGAGGAGGUGAACGAGGAGGAGGUGAACGAGGAGGAGGAGGAUGAGAACACGACGAGAACAGAUUCGCCCUCGGCUAAAAGCGCAGUGAGCAGGAGGAGAAGAAAAGAGACUCUCAAACUAUUCAAAGAUGUGGGAGAAAACCAGGAUGUUUCUGAGGAGCAGCAAACAUACAUGUGCCCGAUCGAAGAGGCUGAUUCUCUGAACCACCAGCCCAGACUCGAGGCUUCUUCCAGGGAUGUCCCGCUGAUGGAACAGCCUGUGUGGCAGAUGGAGAUGGAGGAACAGCCGGGGUCCCCCCCUGCAGCGUUUGUCUCCAUCUCCUCAGAAGAGGAGGCCGAGGAUCUGAGGCAAAGCAGAGACGGAGAGGAAGGAGAGAAACUCAUAGAAGAGGAGAUCAGGACUGUACCACUUAAUUAUAAACUGGAGAAGACGGACGAGGACUCUGUGCUGUCUCAGGGCUUGAGCAGCCCCGUGGAGCUGUCCGUCCAAUCAGGCCCUUCCGUGCAGGUCCAGGAGCAGAGUGACCUGUUCCCCCCCCACCCUCUGGUGACCAGCUGUGAGGUCCCCGACCAGAGGACGGCUCUGGACGGCUCCCAGUUAAUUAUAAUCACUGGGCCCAGCUACGAGGCCCUGGCGUCAGAGGGCAUCCAGCUCAGCAUGGGCGGAGGAACCGUGGAGGAGGUCACCUGCACGGUCAUCGGGGGCGUCACUUACAACCAGGUGUGCUCCUGUGACUCUAAACUCACCACAGCAGAGGACGAGGACUCCAUGACAGGUCUGAGUGACAAACAGCUGCUGCAGCCGGUGGACGCUCUGGAACUCAGUGGUGACAGAGAGCGUCAAAGGAAUCUGAGCAGUGUCCGGUCAAAGAGGAACAGACGAGGCCCGGUGAUCGAGGCCGACGGGAUGCUCAAGAUGUUCCACUGCCCGUACGAGGGCUGCAGUCAGGUCUACGUGGCGAUCAGCAGCUUCCAGAAUCAUGUGAACCUGGUGCACAGGAAAGGGAGGACCAAGGUUUGCCCCCAUCCAGGCUGUGGGAAGAAGUUCUACCUGUCGAACCACCUGCACCGCCACAUGAUCAUCCACUCAGGGGUGAGAGACUUCAUCUGUGAGACCUGUGGAAAAUCCUUUAAGCGAAAGAAUCACCUGGAGGUUCACCGGCGGACGCACACGGGAGAAACGCCGCUUCAAUGUGAGAUCUGUGGCUACCAGUGUCGCCAGCGUGCGUCCCUGAACUGGCACAUGAAGAAACACACUCCAGAGGCUCACUACAACUUCACCUGUGAGUUCUGUGACAAGAGGUUCGAGAAGCUGGACAGUGUCAAGUUCCACAAGCUGAAGAGCCACCCUGACAAGCAGGCCACCUGAGACGCUGGAGCAGGCGCCGCUGACAAGGAGCUGAGCAGGUUCUCCCUCACGAGCCGGAGGACGACUUCCAGGUUGGACAGAGACGUUCCUCCUGGUCGUGGUUGUGUUGCGUCUCUCGUCCAGGAAGUCCAGGAGUUGCCCGUGGACACACAGACAGUGGACGAGCCGCUCGGACUGCUGUGCAGGAAACAGCCAGAGAGAAAACCUUAAUCCACUGUUCCUGAAUAAUGAUCAUCUAAUCUGAGUUACUCAACCAUGACUGGGCUCGGCAGCUCGGUCAAGCGUUGGGUUUCUCUUCAUCCUGACGGGAACGACUGUGCUGAGGCUGCAGCCGCAGAUUUUAAUUUGAAAAGACGCUGAGGAUACUCCCGUCCACACUGCUGUGGAGUGGAGACGCUGCUGCUUGAUUUUUAUCUUAAAAGUCUGGACGACAGAACCAGUUUGGAAACGAUGAGGUAGACGCUCACAGCCGGUUGCUGAUUGGAUCUUUACGGUCACAACGUGGCCUCCGCUGAUUCGUCAGGCUCCCGUCACAUGACCCCCUUCUGAAAGAAAGCCCACCGGCGACCAGAGGACAACACAACGUGGAGUGUUACUGACCCAGUUGUCUUUAUCUACACUGAUACAACUGUUAACAUGUAUUGUUGGAGCAAACUGACACUAACAACCAAAUGCUCUCUGUGCACACGCAUGAUGAUCCAGUUAGAAACAGUUUGCCAUGCUACAGACAUUAGCAUGGCUGGCAAACCAGUUUAAGGGCGGUGGUACUUUCUAAGUUGUUGUGGGUUUACCAACACAUCCAGCAUUUAAAAGUUAGUUACUGUUUUUGGGAGCUGGUCUGAUAUCAGUUUGGCAGCAUGAGCUACUCUGCCUUGCUCCUUCCUGGACAACAAAGCCUGAUCUUAUCGGAGGUGGCAUUACGCUCGUUAAACACAAUGGUCAACGGUUAAAACCCUUCUUAUGAAGCCAUUUUCUUUCCAUGACACUAACGUGGAGCAAAGUCACGUUGGAACAAAGCAACAUUCUAAUCUUACAUAUUUCCUUUAUCAGAUCUUAAACACUAGAAGCUCUCAGCUGCGAUACAGGAUUAUUUAAACAGUUUCUUUGUUCCCACGUUUACACAUGAGGCUUUUUGCCUUGGACUCGCUGCUUUACCCUUCUUGUGGCCUUUUGGUAAAACACGGUUUCAGCAGUGUGUGGAGCUGAUAUGACAUGGCUGGUUGAUUGCAUGUUCUUCCCGUGUUAACGUGGGUUUCCUCCAGCUUCGUCCCACAGUCUAAAGACUUGAGACUCUAAAUUAACAGACAGAAGGACGGCCUGAUGACAUCGUGACAGGACCUUGAACACCUCAGCAGAAUCGAUGGUCUCCAGCUUGGAUGAGGAACAGUCUCUUUUCUACCUCUGUCUGAAAUCAACAUCCACUGAUUCCAAGAUGAUUUAACGUUUGACAACGAAUGUUUUUUUCCGUUUAAGGAAAAAAACAAUCGUUGACCUUGAAAACCAGUAGAAUAGUCCUUUAGCGAUAAAGCUUGAUUUAAAUAUGAAUGCUCGACCCUUUAAUACACAACCAAGACAGAUUAUUGAUGACAAGCAGUGUGGUGAGUGAAGAUCUCACUACUCACAGAGUGUGUGUGUUGAAUACAUUAAACACACACUCUUGUGCUCGUAGUGACACAGAUGUCGGCUCUUUCAUUUCAGUCAUUCAAAUGUGAGCAUCUGUUGUGUGGGACAUGCUUCUCCAUCUUGCAUCUCGGGCCUGACUCACAGGAGCAGGAGAUGAAUCCUGUAACUUUCAUGUGACAGUUUCUCAGGAAGAUUCACCUCUUGUGUCCCGUCUGUUUUCCAGCUCCUCACUAAACCCACUCACCCUGAUGAAUCACUAAAAUAUAUGAAAAUGA
Messenger RNA from Platichthys flesus (European flounder), 3826 nucleotides. RefSeq names its product zinc finger protein 653 (gene znf653). Gene Ontology annotation, biological process: regulation of transcription by RNA polymerase II. Lineage: Eukaryota; Metazoa; Chordata; Actinopteri; Pleuronectiformes; Pleuronectidae. Gene Ontology annotation, cellular component: nucleus. The record is from RefSeq and is a predicted model, not a curated record. Gene Ontology annotation, molecular function: transcription coregulator activity. Bases 18 to 1928 code for a protein of 636 amino acids. The transcript is spliced from 10 exons.